Molecule: messenger RNA, 1399 nt
Organism: Brassica napus (rape)
Lineage: Eukaryota; Viridiplantae; Streptophyta; Magnoliopsida; Brassicales; Brassicaceae
Product: mitogen-activated protein kinase kinase kinase 20
Biological process (GO): protein phosphorylation
Molecular function (GO): protein kinase activity; ATP binding
Source: RefSeq, a predicted model, not a curated record
AAAAAAAAACAUGAUAAUCAACAAAAAUAAACAGUGAACAACCUACUCAAGUAGCUUCAUAUAAAUAAGAACGCUAGAGACUCCUCUCUAAAGCUAUCAUUGAUUCGAUUACUUGUUUCUCAAACCAAAAACAAACACUCAAAAUAGAGUCAAAAACCCUAAUUACAGAGUAUGACCAAGAUGGUGAUGAUUAAGGAAGACAACACCAACAACAACAACAGCAACAGCAAAGCUCCGAAUGUUGUUGGCCAAUCUUCUUCAGUACUAGAGUUUGUCUGUUUUCUUGGCCGAGGUAGUUUUGGUUCGGUCGCUCUCAUAAGAGACUCCAAACAAAGGUUACACGCUGAGAAAUCAUCUACAAUAUCUUACAUGGAGAGUCUCAAGAAAGAGCAUAGGAUCAUGCUUCGUUUCCGUAACCAUCCACGCAUCGUCCAAACCACAAACCCUAAUCUUCACAUAGGUAUCAACCUCGACCAUUGUUAUAUCUACAUGGAGCUUGCCUCCAAAGGUACUCUCCACAACUUCAUCUCCAGCUUCAGUGGCCAACCAGUGCCUGAGGUUAUGAUCAGACGCGCUGCUCUCAUGAUCCUUCAAGGACUCGAGGCUCUUCACUCUCACGGCUACGUUCACUGCGACCUCAAGCCGGCUAACGUUCUCCUCUUCCCUUCCAAGAUUGUCGGAGAGCCGUGGGAUCUCAAGCUUGCUGACUUCGGUCUAUCUAAGGAGCCUUCUUGUACGAAUCCAAGGUCCUUGUCUGGCGGUACAAAGGAGUACAUGCCCCCUGAGUCUUUGGGACCCAACCGAGUGAAGAUGAUUGGACCGGGUGUUGACAUGUGGUCUCUAGCGUGUGUGCUUCAGAUGUUUGGUCCAGUGAAGAUGGGAGAAUGUUGCUACAAGUGGAGGCUUCCGAGACUAGUAUCUCCGCUGGCCAACGACUUCUUGAGGCGGUGCAUGGCGUUGCACCCCUCACGCAGAGCCACCGCAGCGGAUCUGCUGAAACAUCCUUUUGUUUGCACCAAGGCUACAUCAUAUGCUUCAGUACUAUCCCCUUCUUGUCAUAAGUGAUAAGACACAAUAAUGUUAUGAGAGAAUAUUAUGGUAGAAGACAAGGAGGAGACCGAUGAUGAUGGUUCCAAGACCUAAAGAUUUGAUCUGCUGAGUUAGGUCUCGGUUGUUAAAGAGAGUCGUAUUUAAGUUUCUUUCAGUUGAGUUUGCGUCUUGAUUUAAUUGUUGUUGCACAGUUAAGAACAGUAUAAUUCAUGUUUUGGUACUUGACUUAUUCCUUUAAUGUAUCUUUGUCUUUGCCUGAGGAUUGCUAUUGAAAUGUUUAAAAGAAUCUAAUAUAUACUAUUAUUACACAGUUUAAAUUAGUCAAACAGAAAAACAUUCACACAUUCAU